This is a messenger RNA of Chelonus insularis, 1166 nucleotides long. RefSeq names its product blocked early in transport 3 (gene Bet3). Gene Ontology annotation, cellular component: cytosol; TRAPP complex; cis-Golgi network membrane. Bases 523 to 1059 code for a protein of 178 amino acids. Gene Ontology annotation, biological process: endoplasmic reticulum to Golgi vesicle-mediated transport; intra-Golgi vesicle-mediated transport. The transcript is spliced from 3 exons. The record is from RefSeq and is a predicted model, not a curated record. Lineage: Eukaryota; Metazoa; Arthropoda; Insecta; Hymenoptera; Braconidae.
UACUAUAGCUUAGCGUUAUUUUGUUAUCAAAAAAAAAUUUUUUUUGGAGUCUGGUGGGUGAUUACGAUUGUAGUUUUUAUGUAUUCACUUGAAGGCCAACUAAUCAUCAAAGUUAUUCUGAUAUAAAAAUAUAUUCAUUGGUUAAUAAAAAAAAUUCAUUAAUUAAAAAUCAAAUUUAUAUUUUUUUUAGAUGAAAAAUUGUGGUGAUUGACUGAAUAAAUAAGAGUUACUGAAUAUUUUCAGCUAAUAAUCAUAAUUGACUCAUGGCAAAAAGAAUAUCAUCAAACAGAUGCGGCUGAAAACCAGACCAGUGUCACGUUGUGUCAGAUGUUAUUCAAUAUAAAAUUAUAAACAUUACUAUUGAUGCAAUGAUAGUUAAAAAAUCAGUGAAUUAAUAUUUACUAAAAUAUAUGUACCACAUAUUGACUUUAAAUUGGGACUAAUUAAUCUUAUUGGAACAGAAUAUUGAGAGAGACGUUUUUAAUUGAUAAAAAUAUAUUUGUAAUAUUUUAAAUUGACAAUAUGUCUCGUUCUGGUGCUCGUCUUGAUGCUAAGAAGAUAAACUCUGAAUUGUUUACUCUUACCUAUGGAGCUCUUGUAGCCCAACUUCUCAAGGAUUAUGAAAAUGUGGAAGAUGUAAAUAAACAAUUGGAAAGAAUGGGUUACAAUAUGGGUGUUCGUUUAAUUGAAGAUUUUUUAGCAAGAACUGGAUCAGGACGAUGUUAUGAUUUUCGUGAUACUGCUGAAAAAAUUCAAGCUGGAUUUAAAUUAUUUCUUGGAAUUACUCCAACGAUAACAAACUGGAGCACUGCUGGAGACGAAUUUUCGUUAUGUUUUGAAACAAACCCAUUAACAGAGUUUGUUGAACUACCAGACCACUGUCUUAAUUUAAAAUAUUGUAAUAUACUUACUGGAGUAUUACGAGGAGCCUGUGAGAUGGUACAAAUGGAAAUUUCUAGCUGGUUCGUUCAGGAUCAACUAAAAAAUGAUAAUAUAACAGAAUUACGGGUAAAAUUUAUAAAAAGGCUGGAAGAUGCUAUACCUGCUGGAGAAGAUUGAUUAUAUCGUUAUGUUCAUGAGAUUUCUGUAUUAUGAAUUUACAUGAUAUGAUUUUUUACAUUAUUGUUUCAUCUCAUAAUAUAAUAAAUGAAUAUUUUACUAGUUAA